Messenger RNA from Carlito syrichta (Philippine tarsier), 429 nucleotides. RefSeq names its product ras-related protein Rap-1b-like protein. The coding region runs from base 67 to 429 and encodes 120 amino acids. The transcript is spliced from 2 exons. Gene Ontology annotation, cellular component: plasma membrane. Lineage: Eukaryota; Metazoa; Chordata; Mammalia; Primates; Tarsiidae. Gene Ontology annotation, molecular function: GTPase activity; GTP binding; GDP binding. The record is from RefSeq and is a predicted model, not a curated record. Gene Ontology annotation, biological process: negative regulation of synaptic vesicle exocytosis; cellular response to cAMP; Rap protein signal transduction.
GAGUAUAAGCUAGUCGUUCUUGGCUCAGGAGGCGUUGGAAAGUCUGCUCUGGAACAAUUUACAGUAAUGAGGGAUUUGUACAUGAAAAACCGGCAAGGCUUCACUUUAGUUUACUCCAUCACAGCACAGUCCACAUUUAAUGACUUACAAGAUCUGAGAGAACAGAUUCUUCGCGUUAAAGACACUGAUGAUGUUCCAAUGCUUCUGGUCGGUAAUAAAUGCGACUUGGAAGACGAAAGAGUUGUGGGAAAGGAACAAGGUCAAAACCUAGCAAGACAACGGAAUAACUGUGCAUUCUUAGAAUCUUCUGCAAAAUCAAAAAAAAAAAAAAAUGUUAAUAAGAUCUUUUAUGACGUAGUGCAUCUAAUUAGCAGAAAAACUCCAGUGCCUAGGAAGGCUCGCAAAAAGUCGUCACGUCAGCUCCUUUAA